This is a messenger RNA of Phytophthora sojae, 1128 nucleotides long. RefSeq lists its product as hypothetical. The transcript has 4 exons. The coding region runs from base 1 to 1128 and encodes 375 amino acids. The record is from RefSeq and is a predicted model, not a curated record. NCBI's taxonomy places the organism in Eukaryota, Oomycota, Peronosporomycetes, Peronosporales, Peronosporaceae.
AUGUCGUCCUGCGAGGAGCUCUCCAGCGGCGCCGGCGCAGCGCUCGCGUGCCCCAGCUCGUCGGAUCUGCAAGAGGACAUGUCCAGCUCCACACUGGCGCUACUUACAGGCUCGGACCUGCCGUCCUCGUCCUCCAGCGUGGCCACGACGGCGCUGCACCUGGAGCGCUACGCGUCCGAGCUGCUGCUGUGGCUGCAGCGCUCGCGCGCGGCGUGCGCGGCAGACGACGCGCUGUUCUUCUUCGAGACGCGGCACCCGGAGCUGCUGGACGACCUGCCGCUGCUCUUCGCGUGGCUCGCGCUCUUCCUGGCGCAGCACGAGGACGCCGCGGAGGACGCGGCGCAGGCGGCGCGCGCCGUGCAGACGCUGGACAGCUCCGGGGACCUGGCGGCCACGGCGCAGCAGUUCGCGCUCAAGAGCGCGCUCACGCUGCUCUACUGGAAGCACGAGACGGACCGCUCGCAGCUGCGCGCGGACGAGAAGGAGCUGCUGCAGUGGGUGCUCGCCCACCGACAGGUGCCGCUCACGCGGCAGGACAUCGUCAACCACGUGCUGGACGAGUACCCGGUGUUCGCCGCCUCCAAGAGCGCGGCGGCGCUCAAGGUCUGGACCGCGCGGUUCCUCAAGAAGCACCUGCCGCCGCAGUCGUCGUUGGCGUCCGCGCCACCGGCCGAUGCACGCCGCUCGUGCUCUGGGCGCUACAUGCUCUUCUCGAACGAGUUCAAGCUGCACGCCGUGAACAUGCUGGACGAGGGCAAGAGCGUGGCCCAAGUGGCCGAAGAGCUGGGGCUCAAGAACCCCAAUUGUUUGAAUUAUUGGAGAAGCAUCCGCGACAAACUCGUCACGGCCGAGAGGAAACGAUUCCGCUUGGCCGGAGGAGGGCGACGCAGCAGCUGCAACUUUGAGGACGAACUGCUCACGUGGGUCAGUGAGCGGCAUCAACAAGGACAAGGCACCGACGUCAAGGCCGUGCUGGAGUAUAUGAGGCAGUACCAUUCGUCCUUCACAGAGGGCAAGAAGGAGCCGACGCUGCGCAAGUGGAUCCUGCGCUUCUUCAAGCGGUGCUGGCGUGCUCCAUCGACGUCGAUGGACUCCCAAGAUGCAGAGAAGUCGUAUAUAUUUGUCUAA